This is a messenger RNA of Dalotia coriaria, 2304 nucleotides long. RefSeq names its product proton-coupled amino acid transporter-like protein CG1139. Gene Ontology annotation, molecular function: L-amino acid transmembrane transporter activity. The transcript is spliced from 8 exons. Bases 440 to 1855 code for a protein of 471 amino acids. NCBI's taxonomy places the organism in Eukaryota, Metazoa, Arthropoda, Insecta, Coleoptera, Staphylinidae. The record is from RefSeq and is a predicted model, not a curated record. Gene Ontology annotation, biological process: amino acid transmembrane transport.
GGUAUCAACGUGUAACUCGCUGGAGUUACGACAACUAGGUGUAAGUGAAGCGUCUCCUAUAUAAAUCGCAAUCGCCACUGAUAGAAACGUUAAUCGUGCGUCGCACAGCACGACAACCAUACCAUUAUCGGCCAACACCUCUAACUGCUAUCAAUCUGUUGUUAAUACGCCAGUGUUACCGUUGAAAGUGAGAGUUACGAUCGCUAAUUGUCAAAAUAGUUUAAUAUUUACUUAAAAAUAAAUAUUUUAAAUAACGUGUCGCCCUCUUGUGAAGCAUUUUUAACUUUAAAUGUGAAAUCUAAGUUUAAACUUUAUAAUACAACGGAAUUAACUCCAGGACACCAGGAGACAUCAUCACGACGGUCAACGGCCAAGAUCCGCGUCCACGACACCACUCGAACGCAGCGAAGACGACGAAGAAGAAGACAACGGCUACGGGAUGAGUACGUCAAUGACCAAUCCGGCUUAUGAGCCCGACGAGGGUGAAAAGAAGAAUUCUAGAGGUAUGAAGGACGCCGCGUUCGUGCUGAGCAUUAAGGAUGCCAAUGGCAAGGACAAUACCUCGGACAAGUACGAUCCGUAUCAGCAUCGGAAAGUUGAACAUCCUACAACGAACUCUGAGACGCUCUUCCAUUUGCUAAAAGGCAGUCUGGGAACUGGCAUUUUAGCUAUGCCCUUAGCGUUUUCUCAUUCUGGAUACAUCAUCGGUUUAAUUGGAACUGUUUUGAUUGGAUUAAUUUGCACAUAUUGCAUUCACUUGCUUAUCAGCGCUGAAUAUGAAUUGUGCAAACGUCGUCGGGAACCUAGUCUCACAUAUCCAGCUACAGCGGAAGCUGCGUUCUUGGAAGGACCAGCGAUAUUUCAAAAAUGUGCAUCGGCAUCAGUGCACAUGGUAAACGCUUUCUUGUUAUUGUACCAAAUGGGCACAUGCUGUGUAUACAUUGUGUUUAUUGCUACAAAUAUCAAAAAUGUAUGCGAUGAAUACUUUGAAGACAUCAAUCUGCGAUUGUAUAUGUUAAUGUUCCUGCUACCUUUGAUUUUAAUCAACUGGAUUAAAAACUUGAAACUACUCGCGCCCUUCUCAACAGCGGCGAAUUUUAUCACAUUCGUGAGUUUUGGUAUCAUUGUAUAUUACUUGAUUGAUGGUUCUCCGACGUUUGAAGAGCGUGAUGCAGUCGGUGACGUUGAAAAUUGGCCUUUGUUUUUGGGUACUGUACUUUUUGCUUUGGAAGCUAUCGGCGUCAUUAUGCCAUUGGAAAACGAAAUGAAAACUCCGAAGAAAUUCGGUGGUGGUUUUGGAGUAUUAAACAUCGGCAUGUCUUCCAUCGUAGCACUUUACAUGGGUAUGGGUUUCCUAGGAUAUUUAACGUAUGGCAACAAGGUUAAAGGUUCCAUAACAUUGGACUUGCCGCCAGGAGACGUUUUGGGUCAAGUUGUCCAGGUCAUGCUGGCCUUGUCGAUCUUCAUCACGUACGCACUUCAAUGUUACGUAGCCAUUGACAUCACAUGGAAUGAGUAUCUGAGUCACAGGUUUUUGAAAAACAGCAAAAAGUCCUUUAUCGAGUACGUUGUCCGCACAUUGAUUGUGUUGAUCACUUUCUCUUUGGCGGCCGCAUAUCCAAAACUAGAUCUCUUCAUCUCUUUGAUCGGUGCUUUGUGUUUGGCUGCUUUGGGCAUUGCCAUCCCAGCGUUAAUUGACAUGUGCACCUAUUGGAACUAUCUGGAUGGGAUGAAAUUCAAUAUUAUGGUAGUCAAAAAUGUCUUGCUCAUUUGUUUUGGUAUCUUUGGCCUUGUCAUCGGCACAUACACUAGUUUGAGUAAGAUCAUUGAUGAAUUCGUCAAUGGCGAAGAGUGACACUACGUUCUUAUCCUAUUUAUUUUUCACGUAAAUGUAUCUAGUUACUCGUUACGAUCAUUCAUAAGUACAAUAUGUAUAGUUGUAUAGUAGCGUAAUUUUCUAAUAAGUAGUGUCGUGAGUAUGAUAUUUUUAUACAUUGAACGAAAGUGUUUAUUGAAACAGAUUGAAAAGUGGCAUGAAUGCGCGUGUGUUUGCCAUGAAUAUUAUUCUAGUCCAAUGCUUAGUUCAAUACUUUAAAAUUCACCAAAAAAUAUUUCUAUGUUAAACACGGACAAACAAUUUGCUCAUCUAAACUGUUACCACUGUGAGUAGUAUAGAUACAAGACAAUUAGUUUUAUUAGAUGUUAGUGAUGUAAUGUUAUGUCCAAAAAAAUAAGUGAUUCCAUGAUUUUAGAGCAAAGUAUGUAAUUUUUAUAAAAAUUAAUAUAAUACGUUGUCAUUGUUAA